This is a messenger RNA of Dicrocoelium dendriticum, 1305 nucleotides long. The record is from the annotation of a GenBank genome assembly. Lineage: Eukaryota; Metazoa; Platyhelminthes; Trematoda; Plagiorchiida; Dicrocoeliidae.
AUGGAUAUCCAUCGCGCUAUUCUGGACGCAACUUCGCACCUUAACCUGCCAGCUGUUACAGAGAAAAUAUUCAAAGAUGAAUGUCCUUUUUACUUCGAGUCUCCCGAGCAAAAAACAGGUGUUUUUAUAUGUGUAAAUCACCUAAUCGCUGUUGGGCCUUCGAUGGUCAAGAGGUAUUCACUCGAGUCAGGUUGUCAUGUUUUUCUACAUUAUCAGAUCAAGAAGGAAUUUAAGACAACCGAAGGCGAAGUUGAUUCAAAACCGACGAAAUUGGCCUACGGACUUCCAGGUGGUUUUAUGAGUCACCAGGAUCGAUAUGUGGUCAACGAGUUUUGGUCAUUAUUUCUCCUACCCAACGGAAACGAGAUACCCUUGCCUGGCCCAACAGUAGGAACUCCCCAGACCGAUUGUUUUCAUCUAGAGAUGCUUGGAAUCCCUACACCUUUGUCUUCUGUACUGAAUGCUAUUCAACGAACCGAGUCUGCUCUUUUGGCAGAAGAACGCGCGAAGGAAGUUUCUGCUUGGGAACUGGAAAAUGCGCGUCCUACUUCUGCAUUCGCGGCUGAGCUGAUGCAGUUAAACAACGGAGUGCGCGUGCCGCCAACAGGCUGGAAGUGUUCUUUGUGCGGACUAAGGGAAAAUCUAUGGUUGAAUUUAACGGAUGGUACCAUUCUGUGCGGACGUCGCUUCUGGGAUGGAUCGGGUGGUAAUAAUCACGCUGUGGAACAUUAUCAGCAAACAGGGUACCCGUUGGCCGUCAAACUGGGCACUAUCACACCACAGGGCGCUGAAGUCUUCUCUUACGCCGAAGAUGAAAUGGUCACUGACCCCUUGUUGGAACAGCAUCUAGCCCAUUUUGGGAUUGAUAUUAUGCGCAUGGAAAAAACCGACAAGACAAUUGCAGAGCUUGAGGUGGCAGCCAACGAAAGGCUUGGCGAGUGGCGUACUCUACAAGAGUCUGACCGACAAUUACAUCCUCGAUAUGGUCCCGGGCUCACUGGCCUAUACAACCUGGGCAACACGUGCUAUAUGAAUACUGUCUUGCAGGUCUUGUUCGCCAUUCCACAUAUGCGAUGGAUCUAUGCAUACAGAAUGUCAUACUGGAUCGACAGAGCUCUGUCUUCUUUCAAGGCAUCUGGGCAAACGUCAACUCUCCUUGAGGAUGUAGGCUUGCAGUUCGCUAAAGUAGGCUAUGGUCUGUGUUCCGGGCUGCACUCAUGGCCUUUCCCCGAGAAUCUCGAUCAACUCUCAAAAGGCCCUGUCCCAUUACUACCCGGUGAGCCUGACAUACUCUCUUAUCAUUAA